Xyrauchen texanus (razorback sucker) is the source of this 2167-nucleotide messenger RNA. It is a transcript of the gene gmpr, whose product is annotated as guanosine monophosphate reductase. The transcript is spliced from 9 exons. The record is from RefSeq and is a predicted model, not a curated record. Gene Ontology annotation, molecular function: GMP reductase activity. Gene Ontology annotation, cellular component: GMP reductase complex. Lineage: Eukaryota; Metazoa; Chordata; Actinopteri; Cypriniformes; Catostomidae. Bases 274 to 1311 code for a protein of 345 amino acids. Gene Ontology annotation, biological process: nucleotide metabolic process.
AGGCAGCCUCACAGGAAACACUUCUAUUACUGCCGCUGCUGCUGCCACUACAGACUGAAUGCAAGAGGAGGGGAAACCAUGGAGAAAGAGGAGAGGGAGAGAGAGAGUACGGGCCUUGCCAAAUAAAGCCAUGGGGGCCUGGACAGUGACAGUUCUUUCUACACUAUAAAUACGCUGUUCUUCUGCCGGAUCGGGUUUGGUGCCUGGAGCUCUGGACCAGUAAUUGCACCAGCCCGGUUCAGGAAACUAUCCUCCUCUCAAAGGCCUGUCACAAUGCCCCGUGUGGAUGCUGACCUGAAACUGGACUUCAAAGAUGUCCUUUUCAGGCCAAAAAGGAGCAGCUUGAAGAGCAGGUCUGAGGUUGAUCUGCAGAGGACUUUCACAUUCCGGAACUCCAAGCAGACGUACAAUGGCAUCCCGAUCAUUGCAGCUAAUAUGGACACCACUGGCACUUUUGAGAUGGCACAGGUGCUCAGUAAGCACACUGUCUUCACAGCCAUUCAAAAGCAUUACUCCCUGGAGGAGUGGAAAACUUUUGCAGUCAGUCAUCCAGAGUGCCUAGAGCAUGUUGCGGCGAGCUCUGGCAGUGGAGCGACUGAUCUUGAUAAGCUGUGCAGCAUCCUGGAGGCCAUUCCUCUCAUCAAAUACAUCUGCCUGGAUGUGGCCAAUGGCUACUCUGAACACUUUGUCGAGUUUGUAAAAAGAGUUCGGGAAAAGUUUCCAAACCACACCAUCAUGGCAGGAAAUGUUGUGACAGGAGAGAUGGUGGAGGAGCUAAUCCUUUCUGGAGCUGAUAUCAUUAAAGUGGGCAUUGGGCCAGGUUCUGUGUGCACCACACGCAUUAAGACCGGUGUGGGUUAUCCACAGCUGAGCGCUGUCAUUGAAUGUGCCGACUCUGCUCACGGACUCAAAGGACACAUCAUCUCUGAUGGAGGCUGUAGCUGCCCUGGAGAUGUUGCCAAAGCUUUCGGUGCUGGGGCAGAUUUUGUCAUGCUGGGAGGAAUGCUUGCAGGUCAUGAUCAGUCUGCUGGUGAUGUCAUUGAGAAAUAUGGCAAGAAAUUCAAACUGUUCUAUGGGAUGAGCUCAGACACAGCCAUGAAUAAGUAUGUAGGAGGCAUAGCAGAGUACAGGGCAUCAGAGGGAAAGACGAUCCAAGUGCCCUACAAAGGUGAUGUGGAAAAUACCAUCAGGGACAUCUUGGGAGGCCUGCGGUCCACCUGCACAUAUGUAGGAGCUGCCAAACUUAAAGAACUGAGCCGCAGAACGACCUUCAUCAGAGUCACACAGCAGUCCAGCCAAAUGUUCACCUAGUUAUGCACACUAAACAACACAAACCCUCAUCUAAGGUUUUGACCCACAUCCACCAUUACCAGUUAGGUCAAUGAGAAAACAUUUACAUUCUUUCAUCUGUCCUACAUCUCUGUUGCAGUGUCAGUAACAACUGUUAUCCUGCUCCUUUGAAAAAAAAACAGGAUAUGCAACAGAGAGGAGAGAAAGACAGACACAUUCAUAAUCUACAUAAUUCCCAUUCUCUUCCCAUAUUCUGUCUUCCUUGAAUGCAUGUAUCUCUGAUUAACUUCCUCAAAAACUCUCUCAUACACAAUUACACUCACAGAUACAGAUUCACUCAGGAACCUGUACAUUACUUUGGAAAACCAACAAAGUUACAGCAUGGCUCAGUUUCAAUAAUUUAAAGCUUUUUAGAUUUGUUCAAUAUGCAGUGGCAUUCUGUCUUUGCAAGACAGAGGUUGAAUGGGAAUACACCCCAUAAACUCUUAAGGGAAAGCCCCUUGACAGGAAAAUACUGGAGGAAUUGAUUCGUUCUUUGUACUAAUGUAACCCAUUCUCUGCUGCGAGUGCACAGAGAACUUGCAUACCAACAGAGAACAUUCUCUGCCACUGUUAGCUAGCCCCAGCAUGUUUGUAGCACUUCGAGUUGAUCUGAACGGCGAUUUGUGCAUUGUGUGCUGUUGUGAACUAUUUCUGCUGGCCUGCUUCCUUUGUGAAUGUUCAGUACUGUAGGUGUUGUGAGAUGUCGUCUCAGACCAGAGGAAUGUGAAGACUGCUGUACCUCAUUUGUUCAAAACCUUAGAUGAGGUUGCAAGUACUUUAUUAAAUCUGUGAAAUGUGAAUAUAAUGUUUCAUAUGGAGGAAUAAACAUUUCUGA